Messenger RNA from Salvia hispanica, 1196 nucleotides. Its product is annotated as large ribosomal subunit protein uL18-like. NCBI's taxonomy places the organism in Eukaryota, Viridiplantae, Streptophyta, Magnoliopsida, Lamiales, Lamiaceae. The record is from RefSeq and is a predicted model, not a curated record. Gene Ontology annotation, cellular component: cytosolic large ribosomal subunit; ribosome. Gene Ontology annotation, molecular function: 5S rRNA binding; structural constituent of ribosome. Gene Ontology annotation, biological process: ribosomal large subunit assembly; translation.
CAGCCGUAGGAUUUAGGAUGCUCCUAAGCUAGGGUUUGAGUUUAUUUGAGUGUUGCUCCGCAGCAUUUUCUCAGCUCUCUCGUCGUCGAUCUCUCUCCUUCUCAACAGCCAAAAUGGUGUUUGCGAAGGCACAAAAAUCCAACGCUUAUUUCAAGCGCUAUCAGGUUAAAUUCAAGAGAAGAAGAGAGGGGAAAACUGACUAUCGUGCCAGGAUUCGCAUGAUAAAUCAGGAUAAGAAUAAAUACAACACUCCCAAGUUCCGCUUCGUUGUGCGAUUCACCAACAAAGAUAUUAUAGCACAAAUCUGCUCGGCUAGCAUUGCUGGUGACCACGUUCUUGCUUCUGCGUAUGCACAUGAGCUACCUGGUUAUGGACUGGAAGUUGGCCUAACCAAUUAUGCUGCUGCUUACUGCGCUGGUCUUCUCUUGGGCCGCCGUGUUCUGAAAAAGCUUGAAUUGGACCAGGAGUAUGAAGGAAAUGUUGAGGCCACUGGAGAGGAUUACUCUGUUGAACCAGCUGACAGCAGGAGGCCAUUCCGUGCUCUCCUUGAUGUCGGUCUGUUGAAGACCACAACCGGAAACCGCGUUUUUGGUGCACUCAAGGGUGCUCUUGAUGCUGGAGUUGAUAUUCCCCACAGUGAGAAGAGGUUUGCUGGAUUCAGCAAGGACAGCAAACAACUUGAUGCUGAGGUGCAUCGGAAGUACAUCUAUGGUGGACAUGUUGCUGCUUACAUGAACUCUUUGAGCGAAGACGAGCCUGAGAAGUAUCAGACUCACUUUAGUGAAUACAUUAAGAGGGGAAUUGAUGCAGAUAACAUUGAGGAGUUGUACAAGAAGGUCCAUGCUGCCAUUCGUGCUAAUCCUAUUCAAAAGAAGGUUGAGAAACCGGCACCAAAGGAGCACAAGAGAUUCAACCUUAAGAAACUGACUUACGAGGAGAGGAAGGCCAAGUUGAUUGAGAGGUUGAAUGCUCUGAAUGCUGCAGCUGGUAACGAUGAUGAUGAUGAGGAUGAAGAGGAUGACGAGUGAAGGACGUGAUCUGAAGCCCCUUUUUGUCAAUUUUGGUUGUUUUUUUGGUGAUAAUGGCAUGGCCUUUGUUGGCAUUUUAGGGUAUUGUCAUUUUUGUUAUCUUUGGCACAUUAGGUUGUGGACACCUAAAUUUUCUAUUCACAAUUUAAACUUAAAUCUUGAGGUGAA